AGACUGCAAAAACAUCACGCCCAGUUGUUGGACUUGACUGAGCACUGUUCAGUCACAGCAGCAGAGUUAACUCUGUAAAGUAAAUACACUAAGAGAUGGAGACAUUACACAGUGUCCUGGGCUUUGAGUGGAUGGACGGCAGGAGUAUUUUGAUAUUUCUGUGUGUCUUUCUGUUGUUGGCUCAUGUUUUGAAGAACAGAGCGCCGCCAAACUUUCCUCCAGGACCGUGGGCUCUUCCUUUCAUUGGCGACCUUCUUCGCAUGGAUCCCAGCAGGAUCCACCUGCAGAUGGGAGAGUUUGCAGAGAAAUAUGGAAACAUUUUCAGCCUCCAGAUCUUUGGUGGAAGAGUUGUAGUCCUGUAUGGCUACAAGCUCGUGAGAGAGGCCCUGGUCCAAAGAGGAGAGGACUACACAGAUCGCCCCUCUGUGCCACUGUUUGAAGAAAUAGUUGGGAGAAAAGGUCUGGUGAUAGCGAACGGCCCUCCAUGGAAGGAGCAGAGGAGAUUUGCUCUUCGUACACUCAGAAACUUCGGUUUGGGCAAGAAGACGCUGGAGCCAUCCAUCCAGCAGGAGUGCCAUUAUCUCACUGAGGCUUUUGCCCUUGAGCAAGGCACUGAACACAUUUCACUUUUCAACAAGCAACAGCUAAUUAGGAAGCCGUUUAACGCCCAGACACUGAUAAACAACGCUGUGUCCAACAUCAUCUGCUGCCUGGUGUUUGGAGAACGCUUUGAGUACACUGACAAGCAGCACCAGAAUAUUCUUCAGAACUUCAAUGAGUUAGUGUACUUAGAGGGAGGCGUGUGGGCACAGAUUUAUAACGCAGUACCCUGGCUGAUGAAGUGGCUGCCUGGACCUCACAAGAGGAUAUUCACUCUGACACAAAAUAUUAUUGACUAUGUAGAAGCCAAGGUCAGUGAACACAGAGGGAGCUUUGACCCGUCCUCACCAAGAGACUACAUCGACUGCUUCCUCGCUGAGAUGGAAGAGAUGAAGGACAAAGACUCUGGUUUUGAUUUGGAGAAUUUGAGUUUUUGCGCUCUGGACCUGUUUAUUGCUGGAACUGAAACCACGACCACGACUUUACACUGGGGACUGCUGUACAUGAUCUACUACCCUCACAUACAAGAGAGAGUCCAGGCUGAGAUAGAUACUGUCGUUGGUUCAUCCAAACAGCCCUCGAUGACUGACCGAGAAAACAUGCCCUAUACUGAUGCCGUCAUCCAUGAGAUCCAGAGGAUGGCCAACAUUCUUCCCCUCAAUUUGCUCCACAUGACAAACAAAGACACCACACUGGACAAGUACACACUGCCAAAGGGCACCCCUGUCCUGCCCACGCUGACCUCGGUUCUACGUGAUGAGACGAUGUGGGAAACUCCACACUCCUUCAACCCUCAACAUUUUCUGGACCAGGACGGCAAAUUUAGGAAGAGAGAGGCCUUCCUCCCCUUUUCAGCAGGUAAGCGUGUGUGUCUCGGGGAGCAGCUGGCCAGGAUGGAGUUAUUCCUCUUCUUCACCUCCCUCCUUCAGAGGUUUUCUUUCUCAGCACCUGCUGGAGAGCAGCCCAGUCUGGAUUACAAGUUAGGAGCCACUCUGUGUCCCAAACCUUACCGCCUCUGUGCCGUACCACGAUAAUCCACCGCCUGCCCCAAACUGAACCAUCACCAACACACAGAGUCCAUCCCCCAAUAACCAAAUGGAUCCCUUACAGACUCGUUGACUCAAGCCCUAAGCCCUUACAGACCUAGGACCAAUUCCACUGGGGGCAUGUGUCUAACUACAGUUAUCUUUAAUAACAAUAAUAAUAGAUAAAUGGAAACUUCUUUGUCUUUCUUUAAUAGGUUGUGUGAAUAAUGUUAGGGUGGUGGUUAUUCCUAAAUUUCUUUAUCUGUUUCAGAACAUCCCUAUCUACUUCACAUCUUCUUUUAAGACUCUAGACUCCGUCAUUAUGCCCUUUGUCUGUGCCAACAAGCCUUCUGGCAUCUCUAAGACACACCUACAGAAGCCCACAGCUGACGGCGGUCUUUGCCUUUGUGUCUUUUGACAUUAUUAUUGGACCUGUAAUGAAAGAGCGUGCGUUCUCUGGAACCACAUCCAAGGAAACACUUUUGGGCCCAGGCGGCCUGAGAUUGAGUCCUAUGAUAUGCUAUCAACCACUGCAAAGUUGAAUAUAUUCAAUGUCAUACUUGCAUUUGGCCAUGUUGUCGAGCUACUUUGCUGUCUGCUGUGGUUAUUCACUCACUCUACAGCAGGAGACGGCACUUCAGAAUAAGAGCUUGUGCUGGAAAUUAACUGUACUUCAAAAUAAAACCUUUUUUACAAACUUGA
Molecule: messenger RNA, 2327 nt
Organism: Epinephelus fuscoguttatus (brown-marbled grouper)
Lineage: Eukaryota; Metazoa; Chordata; Actinopteri; Perciformes; Serranidae
Product: cytochrome P450 2J4-like
Exons: 9
Coding region: 96-1634 (512 amino acids)
Biological process (GO): xenobiotic metabolic process
Cellular component (GO): intracellular membrane-bounded organelle; cytoplasm
Molecular function (GO): iron ion binding; oxidoreductase activity, acting on paired donors, with incorporation or reduction of molecular oxygen, reduced flavin or flavoprotein as one donor, and incorporation of one atom of oxygen; heme binding
Source: RefSeq, a predicted model, not a curated record